CACAAACAUGAGCUGAGCGGUGACGGGGCGAGCGCUGCGCGGCUUCGCGUUGGGAACUUGGGAGCAAAAUGUGCCUUUUAGACCUGGAAUAUGAGAUUUCCAAAAGGGAUUACAUCUAGUAGGAUGUUGUGUCACAUUCCCAGGUCAAACAAAAGGAUUACUUUAAGUAUUUUCAACACUAAAUGAGCGCAGACAUGAAGUCCGUUGCUGAGGUGAUCUAACGUACAAAGUGACGCGACGCGACGCUGAAACUAAAGGGCAGUGGAAUUACGUUUGUUUUUGCUGAUGUGGAAACUUUAUCUUAUUAUUGAUACCUGUUCUCCUCAGACUUUCUGUCAUCCUAUGUGUCCGGUCGGAAAUAUUAACUAUCCUUUUCCCAAAUGAGAUGUAAGUUCGCGCCGUCGGAGUUGAUGGGGAGCACGAAACAGCCAGCAAACCUCACAGAGAAACUUGCGGAGAAAAACAUGCCGUCUUUUCAUCCAUGGAGACAUGGCAUAUAGGUUCCUCUCCAGCCGAAUCGUGCCAUCCUCAAACAGAUUAAGCAGAAGAUUUAUUUUUAUAUUCACUAUCUCUUUGUCUUUCAUGUAUCUAUGCUACAGCAUCCUCUUCUGCUCCGGUACAAUCAUGCCUAACCAGAGAUUGGAGGAGCAGCGCUGCGUCCAUCUGAAGAACAUGGGGAGUAAAAAACUUUUACAGAAGUCACAUUAUUGCACUAUAUCAGCGAAAGCGAGAGUCAUCUCGGACGAGACGAGGGCUGUGCGUCUCGCAAACCUUACUGGCAACCAAAGCAAACAUUCAGCCUUGCAGAAAACACAAGAUGUGCUGGAUCACAAGCAGAGUAACAACAGUAAUUCGCCAAAAUACGGGAAUAAGAAGCUGCCCAAUGCACUUAUAGUUGGCGUUAAGAAAGGAGGCACCAGGGCGGUGUUGGAGUUCAUCCGGAUUCAUCCAGAUGUUCGAGCUCUUGGGACUGAACCGCAUUUCUUUGAUAGAAACUAUGACAAAGGAUUGGACUGGUACAGGGGUCUCAUGCCGCGCACUCUGGACAGCCAGAUCACCAUGGAGAAAACACCGAGUUACUUUGUGACACGGGAGGCACCGCGACGCAUCUCAAACAUGUCUCGCGAAACAAAGCUGAUCGUAGUAGUGCGGAACCCAGUCACGAGGGCGAUCUCUGACUACACACAGACCCUGUCGAAGAAGCCAGACAUCCCAUCUUUUGAGGAACUAGCCUUCAAAAACAGAAGUCAAGGCAUCGUGGACACCUCCUGGAACGCCAUCCGUAUAGGCAUGUACAUCCUACACCUGGAGAACUGGCUGCAAUACUUCCGUCUAUCGCAGAUCCAUUUUGUCAGCGGGGAGCGGCUCAUCACGGAUCCGGCCGGAGAACUGGGCCGGGUGCAGGAUUUCCUGGGGCUCAAACGCAUCAUCACGGACAAGCACUUCUACUUCAACCGAACAAAAGGCUUCCCGUGCCUGAAGAAGCCAGAAAGCAGCAGCCAGCCCCGCUGCCUGGGCAAGUCCAAGGGCAGAACUCAUGUUCAGAUUGACCAGGAAGUCAUUGAGCAGCUUAGAGAAUUUUAUAGGCCAUUCAAUGUGAAAUUUUAUGAAAUGGUGGGUCAUGACUUCAGAUGGGACUGAGGAGGAGGACCUUGGUGAAACCAGCCUUUCUUUUCUGAUGAUGAAUAUGUCUUCAAGGGGUAGUUCACCUAAAAAUGUCAAUUCUGUCAUCAUUUAUUCACCCUCGUAUUGUUCCUAAUCUGUAUGCAUGUGUUUCUUCUGUGGAACAUAAAAGAAGAUAUUUAGAAAAACAUGAAGGUUCAGCUUUGCAGCUAUAUAUAUAUAGUAAAGGUAAAUUGUGACUUUCCUCAGAAUUGCGUCAUAGAAACUUGCAGAGUAUAUAAAGUCAGAACUGCGAGAGACAGACUCGCAAGUCUGCAUUUUUACUCAGAAUAUCGAGAUAAAAUCUUUAAAUUUGGACUUUUUCUCAGAAUUGUGUGAUAUAAACUCACAAUUGCAAGAAUUAAAAUCAGAAUUGUAAGGAAACAGUUCUGAAAUGCAAGAAAAAAAGUCUAAACUGCAAGACAGAUUUCAAGUUAUCUUGCAAUUCUUUUUUUUUUCUUCUAGCAUUUCUUCUCGAGAUAUAAACACAACUGUGAGUUAUAAACUCCCAAAAGAACGUUUUUUUUUGUUUUUUUUUCUGAAGUUUAUCAGUUAAAUUUUUUUAUGAGGAAAAAUAGUCUGAAUCUCACAAUUCAGACUUUUUUCCCUUGUAAUUCAGACUUUUCCUAGCAUAAGCUUACGUAUUAUAUUAACUCACGAUUGCGAGAAAUAAUGUCAGAAUUGCAAGAUAUACGCUCAGAUAUAAAGCCAGAACUGCAAGGAAAAUAUCCAAAAUGCAAGGAAAAAGUCCAAAUUGUUAGCUUUUAUCUUGCAAUCCUUUUUUUUUUUUCCUCACAAUUUUUCUCUAGAUACAGACUCGCAAUUCUAAAAAAAGAGUCUUUUGUCCUCGCAAGUCUGAGUUUAUAUCACACAAUACUGAGGGAAAAAAUUGUCAGAAUUGUGAGAAAGUCAGAAGAAUUUUUUAUCUCGCAAUUCAGACUUUUUCCUCGCAAUUACAACUUUUCUCAGAAUUGUGUAGCUCACAAUUGCGAGAAAUAAAAUCAGAAUAGAAUUGCAAGAUACAAACUCACAAAUGUGAGAAAAAAAUCUGAAUUGUGAGGGGAAAAAAAGUCUGAAAUGCAAGAAAAAAAGUCUAAAUUGCAAGACGAAUUGCGAGUUUUUACCUUGCAAUUCUUUUUGUUUCUUCUUGUAUAUAUGAUAUAAACUCAAUUCAACAUUCUACAAGAGAAACAGUUUUUUGUCGUUGCAAGUCCAAAUUUAUAUCACACAAUACUGAGAAAAAAAAAAUUGUCAGAAUUGUGAGAAGGUCUGAAUUGCAAGAUACAAACUCGCAAUUGCGAGAAAAAGUCAGAAUUGUGAGGGAAAAAGUCUAAAUUAUGAAACAAGUUACGAGUUUUUGUCUUGCAGUUUUUAAUUUUUUUUUCCUCGCAAUUCUUUGAGAUAUAAACUCGCAAUUGAGAGUUAUAUACUCGCAAUUCUAAGAAAAAGAGUUUCCAUCACACAGAGUCAGAGUUUAUAUCACACAUUACUGAGGAAAAAAAUUGUCAUUCUUUAAAAAGUCCAAAUUGUGAGGAAAAAAGUCAAAUUGUGAGAUAAAAACGUGUAAUUCUGACUUUGACAUUUUUCCUCGCAAUAUGGACUUUUUGCAGAAUUCAGCUCACAUUUGUGAGAAAAAGCCAGAAUUGCGAGGAAAAAGUCCAAAUUGCAAGAAAAAAAGUCAGAAACCAUUUUAUCUUGCAAUCCUUUUUUUCAUGCAAUUCUAAGAAAACUUUUUAUAUCACGCAAUACUGAGGAAAAAAAAUAGUCAGAACUGCGAGAAAGUCAGAAUUGUACGUUUUUAAUCGCAAUUUAGAAUUGUGAGAUAUAAACUUGCACUUCUAAGAAAAAUCGUUUUUUUUUCUUACAAUUGUAAGUUUAUAUCACACAAUACGGUGAAAGAAAGUCAGAAUUGUGAGAUAAAAAGUUGCAAUUACCUUUUUUUUAUUAUUAUUAUUCAGUGGUGGAAACAGACUUCCACAGAAAACAGCUAUUUUAAAUUGUAAUUGAUAUUUGACUAUUUUUGAUCAAACACAUGCAGACUUGGUGAGCAUAAGAGAUAUUCCCAACCUGUUCAACUUUUGAACACUAGUACAUUUCAUAGAAAUUUGGAGGGUAAGCAAAUGAUGACAUAAAUCAUUUUUAUUUUUGGUGUAACUAUUCCUUUUGAAUCAGUUUGCAGGACAAAAGGAAACAGAAGACCUCAAACUAAUUAAGACCCAGUGCUCUUAAUAUAUAAAAAAAUAAAUAAAUAAAAAUAAAACAUGGGCAAAAUACAAUGUUGUAUGUACUGUAGCUCAAGAGACUCUGCCUUUCACAUGAAAUGCUUUAAUACAUUUAGAACCCAUGCAAGGUCAUUAAAGAGAAUAAGUGAGAAGCUCUUGUUCAGUGUCACAGCGUUUGGUAUGCACAGCAUUUGUUUCGUUCAUCGCCCUCCUGUUACUGUUGAAAACACUCAACCAAGUUAAUCAUCUUGAUAUGGAAUAGAAACCCGUAAAGCAUACAGUGACUGCUGAGGUGUGUCAUUACGUUUAUCUCACAAAAUGUAACACAGGAAAACAAAU
Molecule: messenger RNA, 4223 nt
Organism: Labeo rohita (rohu)
Lineage: Eukaryota; Metazoa; Chordata; Actinopteri; Cypriniformes; Cyprinidae
Gene: hs3st2
Product: heparan sulfate (glucosamine) 3-O-sulfotransferase 2
Exons: 2
Coding region: 490-1641 (383 amino acids)
Molecular function (GO): [heparan sulfate]-glucosamine 3-sulfotransferase activity
Source: RefSeq, a predicted model, not a curated record